This is a messenger RNA of Acanthaster planci (crown-of-thorns starfish), 9934 nucleotides long. Its product is annotated as fibronectin type-III domain-containing protein 3A-like. NCBI's taxonomy places the organism in Eukaryota, Metazoa, Echinodermata, Asteroidea, Valvatida, Acanthasteridae. The record is from RefSeq and is a predicted model, not a curated record. Gene Ontology annotation, molecular function: protein binding.
GGGGCAGCAGCCCUUACAUUGGGGGCGGGGUUGGAGGCGGUGGAGGGUACAGCCCCUCAGUGUUGAAGAUGGAGAAUGGUGCUAACAGCAGGCAGGGCAACGGCCGGAAGAAACGGCACAGCGGGGGAGGCAGCCAGAGGAUAGACGAGAACGAAGAAGAUCCCCAUGUGAAGAAACUCCGCGACAUUCUCUCCAACAUCCAACCGCCCGACGUCUACAACCGGAUGCCCCGCUCAGUCAGCGUCAGAUGGUCCCUGCCCCAGGUGCAUUCGGGGAAUGUGGACUGCUGUUCCGAGGAUGACGUUGACCUGUCAUCUACCCGCUUCGAGCUGGUCCUGUCGGAACGCAAUAGGAGCGGCUCAUCCAAAACAUUUUACUGUCAUGGAACAGAAAACAAGUACCAAAUACCGGACCUAAAACCAGCUACGGAAUAUCAACUCAGUGUGUGUGCAAUAUUGGACAAUGUGAAGGGGGCCCUCUCCCAGCCGGCCGUCUUUGAGACCCAGGGCUGCCCGCCGGACGUCCCGCUCAUCCCCCGCCUGACCGGACGCACCAAGAACUCGUUGGGCCUGCGAUGGACCCCGCCCCUGGCCAACGGCUCCAAGAUCCACAGCUACCUCCUCCAGUGUGACAAGGGGAGUGGUUCGGGCAGUUUCGUGGAUGUCUACGAGGGACCGGACAGGAUGUUCAAGGUCACCAAGCUGCAGCCGUCCACGCUGUACAGGUUCCGUCUGCAAGCCAUCAACGACUUCGGGGCCAGUGACUUCAGUCCAGAGGUCAGUUACUACUCCUCAGGCAGCGCCCCUAACCAGCCCGAACCACCCACGCUAAGAGAGGCGAGUGCCCACAGCUUGCACCUGGAAUGGGAAAAGAGUGCCGGGGAGAUCAAUGGGUAUAUUCUGGAGAUGGAUGACGAGACGAAGAGGUAUGGCUUCCAGGUUGUGUAUCGAGGAGAGGAGACGAAUCAUCAAUGCAAAAACCUUGCCAGGAAUUCAGAGUUUAAAUUCAGGUUAUGUGCCUUUAACGAAGAGGGAAACAGUCGGUCGAGUGGAGUGGUGGCCUUCCAGACUCUGCCUGACGUGCCGCGCGCGCCUUGCAAGCUGUCACUCAAGGGCAAAGUGCACUCCACGGGCUUCAAGGUCUCAUGGGACCCGCCAAAGGAUGCUGGAGGUUCAGAUGUCACGUCAUAUUGUUUGCAAAUGAACAACGGAACAAAUGAACCGUUUCGGUCAGUUUACGAGGGCUUGGAGAGGGAAUGCAACCUAGACAACCUGGAGCCAGGCCACACCUACAGACUGAGGGUCCAGUGCUCCAGUAGAGGAGGAGAAAGUGCGUUUUCAGACGUCUGCAGUGUCACAACGUUUCCAGUUUGUCCAGGCCAGUGCCUACCUCCAAGGUUACACGGCAAGCCACGGGCAACGUCCGUCAACCUCAGAUGGAGUCCGCCGGAGUACCACGGGGGCACAUCUCUGCAGGAGUACACGAUGGAGAUGACCACAGCAGCUGACGACACACCAAAGGAGGUCUACCGAGGCGGCACGUCCAUCAUGGAGUGCACGGUUGGCACCCUGCUGCCCGGUAGACCGUAUGCCUUCAGGCUAAGGGCGUUCAACCGAAUUGGGCCUGGCCCCUUGUCGGACCCCCUGCACGUGACGACGGCUGCGGGACCGCCGGACAGCCCCACGGAACUGGUGGUCAGCAGUCGGGGCACCAGUGUGGCCUACGUCUCGUGGGAGAAGCCCUGCUGCAACGGGGCAGAGGUGCACGAGUACCGGCUGGAGAGGGCCUCGCAGAAUGGUUCCUUCUCCACGGUCUACAACGGGUUUGCCCCCUACUGCGAGCUCAAGUUCCUCCAGCCGGCCACCUUCUACUACCUGCGGGUCCAGGCCAUCAACUCGGCCGGCCCAGGCCCUUUUAGUGACGUGGCCACCUAUGAGUCGCCCCCUUCAUCCCCGGAGGCGGUGGCCUCGCUCCGCCUCCUCUCCUCCACCUCGGAGUCCCUGCUGAUCCGCUGGACGGAGCCCAACUGCUGCGGCGCAGAGAUCCUGUCCUACAACAUCGACAUUGGGGAGAAGCCCGUCAUCUCGGUGCCAGGCCACGCCAAGGAGCACUGCUUGGAGAUGCUGCAGCCCAACACCAAGUACAGGAUACGCAUCCAGGCCGUCAACAGCAUCGGCGUGGGCCCCUACAGUGCCUCCCUCAAGGUCACAACCAAAGCGCUUCCCCCGGACCCGCCCCGUCUGGAGUGUGCCCUCUAUAGCCACCAGAGCCUCAAGCUGAAGUGGGGCGACAGCGUCAAGUCGCCGGUGGACGUCCGGAUACAGAACUACACACUCGAGAUGGAGGACAGGAAAGGAAGGUACUGUAUGGUGUACUCUGGUGCUAACGUCUCCCACAAGGUCUCCAAGCUGAGCGAGCAGACGUCCUACCGAUUCCGCAUCUUUGCCAGCAACGACGCCGGCGAUGGCCCAUACUCGGAGAGUUACACCUUCACAACGACCAAAGCACCGCCUCCCUGCUUAAAAACUCCCAAAGUUAGCCACGUCACGGAAGACUGCUGUGUUGUCGUGUGGCAGGCCCUCGGUAAUAUCCAGAACGACGUUGUCAUCUACCAGUGCCAGUGCCAGAGAGUCAGAGACAGCGAGAUCAAACUGGUAUACAGGGGUUCGGGCAGCAGCAUUAUUGUCCCUGACCUGUCGCCGGGCACAGAGUACCGGGUGCGGGCCUGUGCUGUUCGCCUGCCAGAGGACGGCGGGCCGGAGCUGGUGGGCGCCUACAGCCCCUGGGAGAGCUUCCAGACGGCCAGCCCGCUCGCCACCACCGUCGCAUCUGCCGCCUCGUCUGUCGCUGCCUCAGAGGACGCCCAGCGAGACGAGGAUGCCCCGGCGGAGCCCAAGGGGCUGGAGGACCAGAAGAUUGUGGCCAUCUUCCUGGCGGGUUUCUUCUUUGUCGCCGUUAUUUUUGCUUGGAUUGUUGCCUUUUACCAUUAACUUAUGAAAGAAAUUUGCACAAGUCCAAAUAUUUUCCUUUCAAAAUGAAAAGCCACAAAUAUAAUUCCGUGCAGAGGUUUCACACCCAUAAAAACCUCGGAGAAAAAGGUACCAGUGUUUACUGCGGGUACUUUCACUCAAAACAGUGUUACCUGUAUUCCCAUCAAAGGUAAACUGGGGCUUGAAUUGCCAAAAACCGCUGCAGUUUUAAUUUAUCGCCAGCUCAGGUCAAGCGGCCCAUGUGCUUACACUUGAUGUGCGCUGGAGGGCAGGGUUCGUGCAUUUGUGGGUGCCAUUCGGUGGGUCAUUGUCCAAAAUGGCCCAGCCUCUCGUGUCCAGCUUGCAUGCCAAGGUCGCCUCCACCGUUAAUGCUUUCUCACGAAAGGUGACAGCAGGGGGGGGAGUGCGCAGUGUGGACAGAGGCGUGCAUAGCUCCCGUGUGCCCCGACGCAUCUCCAUUCCCCGUAGCUGUCUGAAAGCCAGUCACCUGAUCCUUGUAUCCUCCGACUCGUAGGUUUGUCACCCGCAUGACACGUAGAGCAAGGCUAGGAGUAACGUUGCUCUCACGUUGCUUUCACCUGUCACUGCAAAUGUUGCUGUAUCUGCACGGCGUACAUGAACAGGUUUGCAGAGAGUGCCUUCCUGCACCCAACAGUCCUGCGGUGUUACUUGUUCACAUUUUAAUUUUGGCGGGGGGGUCAAACUGUUUAUCUCUUGGGUUUUGUGACAGUCGGAAAACAGGGACUUGUGCCGGCAAAAAUCCAGAGCUGAUUGGCUGACACAUAUAGCAUAUGGUACCGAGAUGUUCCCCUCAGAAGUAGCACCUGGGUGUCAGUCUGCCAAAAGAGGGCGCUCUACUUAAUGCUAACAUGGCCGCCAUUGUCUGGCAUGACUAUCCCAGUACUAGCAGCCACAGUGACAUUGUGCAACUCUGAAUUAGAUUGAGGUGUUGCAUUGGACGAUUGCAUUUUACGCUACAUGUUGUUUGCUUGCUUUAUGUGCGAAAAUAAGAAUCCAUACUUAUUGCCCCACAUAUUUGAUUUGAUUGUCAUUUUUGAAGUUAUUCUUCCAGUUUUCAUUUUAAGUUUGGGCAUUUCUUAAGGUUUUUUGGUCUCUUGCUAUGUGGGGACGUACGUCAGUGUACGUGAAAGGUACCAUGUUUCAUGAGGUUAUCCGUGACACCCAGCACACUGUAAAGUAUGGACAGCGUUGUUGACAGUAGCCUUAUGUUGCAUUUGUGUGCGUGCAUACUCUUGACCGGGAUGGUAAGACAUGCCCCCGUUACAUCCAUCCCCAGUGUUGUUGGGGAAACCAACUUUACCGUGUGGCCUUAAAAAGUCUCGGAGAAAGGAAGUGAGACAUUUGUUGGCAGGCUUUGGCGUGUCGUAAGUCAUACCGCGGCUGGUAUCAGUGAGUGAACCAUUGCCCUGGGCCCAAGUAGUUAGCAUGGCCAAGUUGAAAAUACUGCUUACGAGUUUCCUGCACUGAGCAAAGAUAAACUGAGCGCCAGCCACAAGGAAUGUACAGUGCAGGGACAUUUUGGUUGGUAGCCUGCGCUUUGUUUAGCAAUUUUGUCUCGGUGCUUAGCAGAUAUACGUAGAAAUGCCUGCUCUGUGAUCGUGGCCCCCGGCCAAAAGAAGUACUCUCACGAUGUUGUCUCAUCUCCACAGCAAAGAAAUUAGCCCAAGUAAAAAUAUACAUUAGUUUCUCAUCUUCAUUCUUAUUCUUUUUUUCACAGAUUUCCUUUUGUUUCUGUUUUUAAAGGGGUUUCAAUCAUUUUUUUUUUCUUGCGAUUGUAUUGUGACUUCAUUUUCCUCACAAAAUACAUAACUUGGGCAUGCACGUGCAAAAAGUGCUAAAUAAGGAUGACAUCUUGCACACACAAAAUUUUCAGCCAAACUGUCAAAUCCAUCUGCCACCCUGGGGGGAAAAAAAUGGAAAACGAGCCUUCUCCCUUUCUUCAAAUAUGCCAAACAAGAAACUUUUUUUUUUACGUGGCCUUUUCACCGUGACUGCUGUGAUGAGCAUUGUGCCAUCUGAUGUCGGCUAUGCCUGUCAAGUAAGAAGUUGUUUCUAGGUGAAUUUUGGGGCUUGAUUUUUUUUCACUUGUAUGUUCCUGAAAAUGCUCUCCAUCCUUUCAAAGUCUCUUGCUUGAACACAAACGCAGGUCAUUUCUUCCUUGCAAAGAACUUACUUAGCUUCCAAAGUGCAUAAUCUCCUUUACGACUGUAUUUGCAUUGUGAGAGUGCUCCUUUGAGGUGCGCCGCGGCUAUAAACCAAAGCAGGAAACGAGAACUCGACUGUUUCUGUGACAAAAACUCAUGUAAUUUAAAACGAAUUUAAAAGUCAAAUACAGUUACAUUUUAUUUUUGGAAAAAUAGAUAUUCUGUAAAUGAUCUCAUUUCUUAUAUUUUUAAAUUUUUUUUUUCCUUCGCAAAAUGUUCAAAAAAGUUAUUUCCUUCUUCAUUUGCUUGUAGUUAACCCUUCACGCAUGUUUUGUGCAGAGUGAGAGAAAGUCGUCGGACCUCUCGUUUUGAAAUUUGUUUGUGGUCUGUGGAGUGAUACAAAGUAGCGGUGUUUAGAUGUUAAUUGAUGUGUAAAGUUGUAAAAAAAAAAGUUGUUUCUCUGUUCCUAUACAAAGAGGGAGAGGUUGACGCACACCAGAAUUCUUCCUGCAUACUGUUGUUUGUUUAGCGUGCACCACUGAGUUCUAGACAGUCCAGCCUCUUGUUCCCCAGUCCCUCAAAGUUAAAAUUUACCGAUGGCUAGUCUUGAAAAUGCUUCAUAACACUGCCAGCUUAAUGUGCCAUUCACAGAAAAAAGAAAACGUUCGGAAAUGCAGCUCUCUUUAUGCUUCAGUUGGGAUUUGUUUGUAAAUGUUUCGCUGGCGCAAAACGGGGAGUCUUUGGAGGCCUGUGCUGUAUGCUCUGUCCCCCCCAAAAAUGCAUUUUUACAAGCCCACACACAGGGGCAUUCACCAAGAAAAAGUGUGACAGAAUGUUGAAGGUGUCUGUUUCUUUCCCUGAGCUUGUUCGCUUUGACCCACAACUUUGUGUCACAGCAUUGAAAAUGGAGGAAGCAAGGCACUGUUCAUUAGAAACCUCACGAAGGAACACAAAUCUGCCGUGCACUUGUCACAAGCACAGGUGCACAUCCCACAGCAGUGAGACUUGAAACCGGUGCGCUUGCCGGACAAACCGUUGAUGCACUCUUCCACUUCAAGAGUGAUUUCAUAACUUGAUUUGAAAAUCAAACUUGUGGAUGGUUCUGUGCUGCGCCGCACAUACAGGGAGUAGCCCCAACUUCAGACUUUGGAACCAAAAUGGCUAUUCAUUAUUAUGUGUAGUAGAGCGUAUGGCUGUCGUGUGCUAACUGUCCAUGAGCACUGAUGCACAACCCACCGUUUUGGUUCCAACAUUGGAGACUCUCAUGUUGUUACUCUCUCUAUAAACAGGUCUGGUUUUGUGAAAUUGUUGAUUGUCAUAAGUGUGAAAGCGGCUUUUGCAUAAACACACACACACAAAAUAACUAAAACAAAACUUAAAGUUUUCCACAGGUGUGCCAAGUUCACUUGUAGGGGCUCAGAAAAAUAUUUUCUGAAAUGUACAACAAAAAACUACUCCCUACAACUCUGUCAAGGACAAAAGAAAGGCCCAACGUUAACUUUGGUCACAUUCUUUGGGGUGACCUUCAGUUUGACUGGAGAUGACCUGUGUGAUUUUGGCUGGUGACCGUCGUACCCUAAUUGGGAAAUAGUGGAAAUCCCAACACUUUCCCAGCACUAAGUGGCUUGAGUCCAUUUGGAAGUCGGAAGAUAGUUCUCGACAGUGAAAUUUAAUUGAUACUGUAUUAUUGUAAAUACAUCUUUACAUAAUAUCUAGCAUAAGUACAAUUGAAUGUUGAACUUAAAACAUAUAUUUACCUUAAAAAUCUGGACACCAACGCCCAGAGUUAUAUUUUUUUGAAAAACAGAAAAGAGUAUUAAGUUUAAAUCUGUAUGUGCUAGUAUUGUAUUUCAAUUCUAAACGAAAAACUGUACAAAGAAUUGAAGAGAAGGAACAAGCAGACGUAGAUGAUGAGAAAAACAGCUCUUGAAUAAAUGACUAAUUAAUUAGCUGCCACUUUGUAUGUAAUAGAUCAGCCAAAUAUGACGAGAGAUGGUAACUGUCAAGCUAAACUACGUUAUAGUACUUUGUUGUAUGCCUAGAAAAUAUGUAUGUGAAUUCUUGACACAGACAACUUUGAUUUUUUUUUUUGUGGUGUGGCCGACUAGAACUAAUAAAUAAAUGUAUUCCAUUUGGAGGGUAGCGCAAGUAAGCUUGGAAACUCUGCAGCGACCGUUUGUGCGAAGGAAUGGAUUUUUUUUCCCCUUUAGAAACAAUUACAGUGAAAGAUAUUUAUGGACGGACGCAGCACAGUUUUUGCAUGUGCGUUAUCCAGAUCCAGUACGUGUUCACGUUACCUCUGAGGACGCUAGAGCACCUCUAUUUCGCCACAGCCGGAAGGUGGGAGGCUUUCUUUUUUUUUUUCUAACAAAAAUUUGAAUCUGCCACUGUUGAAUCUAAAAACAAAGUGUGGGUGUGUGAACGUAUUCUGUCUCGAAAUUUUCUCGUCCACAGGAGUCCCCAAUUCAGAUAUGUUUUCGUGGUGCAGGUUAUCUGCUGUAUUUUCAAAGGGAACUUGAACAAAUUUAUUCCGUUUCUACUGAAGAAAUAAUGCUGCGUUCGUUUUAACAAAGUAAAGAGGAUACCAAAUUCUACCUUUUUGGUUGAAGAUAAAAUAAUCACCGGGGCCCAACUGCAUACAGGAGUAAACAUUCCCGCAUGUUCUUUCCAAUUCAUGUUCAAGUAAAGAAAAAAAAUAAAUAUGUAUUGUACAAAUGUCAUUAACAGUUAGUUUAGAACAGGUGAGAUUUAAAUUGUAAGGCUUUUCUCUCCGAUAUUAUGGUGGAAGAUUAUAGUGUAGCAGGACCAACACGUUGAAUCUCCGAUUUACUCCCUCUGGUAUUGCUGUCUGUUUAAAUGUCGGUUUUGAUUCUUAAUUUGUUUUUUUUUUUUUCGUUUCCAGAUUUAAACAUAGUGUGUUGAGGACUUAGUGUUCCAGGGAGAAAUAUCAUUUACAUUUUAUUUUUACUCGCUUACACAUUUAAAGUAUUUAUAUAUGUGUAUGUGUACACGUGCUAUGAUUCAAGCGGCUGUAGGAUUUACAGUUGGCCAUUUUGGAGUUGUGAAUAUGCUGGGGUGAAAUUUGCCUUACAAUUUUUCCAAUUGACUUUGGUGAAGACGAAUGUUUUUUUUUUUUCCCAAUUCAACAAACAUACAUCAGUUUAGAAAAACUGUAACCGAACACCAAUUUGGGAAAAACAUGUUUUUUUGUGCCGAUUGAAAGAUCCAAUCCUUUUUGUACAAUAGGAAUUUUGCGAUGGGUCUUUUUUCAUUCUCUGUGGGGGAGCUGUUGAUUUCAAACAUACCAAACACGCCACGAAGUCAACAAAAAUCCUUGCCAUAGUCACACACAACUACCUCCUGAUGUUGCAGAAGAGAAGGGGCCUCUAUCUGCAGACGGGGACUGGCGCUUUCAAAAUUGUCUGAACAUCUUAGCACGUCAAACUCUCGGUGGUCCUCGCCCUCAAAGCCCAAUUUGGUUUUCUGUUGCUGUCCGAUUUGUUCCAUCAGUCGUAGGUAGCUUAAUUGUGUGUAGGACCAAACCACCAAGAUGAUUACAUUUUAACAGCAAUGUAUAACAUGAAAGAAGGGAAACAGCAACCUAGUCAACAGUUUGGUGUCCGUGGUCUGAAACAAAAGGACGCCCAGAACCAAGGUUCAUUUUUUUUUAUUGAUCACAAAUCUGAAUACUUCAUGAUUUUAAACACUUAUUUAAAUGUAGUAUUUAAUUGUAGAAGUGAUUGUAGGGGACUUUGUGCCUGCCUGUCGGAGGGAAGAAAAGACUAUUCUUGUGCGAAUUGUAAUGAAAUUUAAUGAAUUCAGUAAAUUUACAAUAUUUUUGUGCAGCCCAUAGAACAUGGUUUAAAAAUAAUAUAUUAAUAUGGAAUAUAUGUAAAUGAAUCAAAUAUAAAAAAAAAAGUUGCUGCAACUCGUGGUGGGAAAUCUUCAAAGACAAAAUGUAUGAAUUUUUCAUUGCACAAAAUUCAACUUUGAUGGAUCUGUCCUAAUGGUGAAUCUCAUAGGUCAUUUUUAAAAGAAUUUGAUGUUUCCUUUUAAUUAGGGGGAUAUCAGUAAAUUUGUGUAGGUUUUGUGUCCACUCUGUUGGUACUCGUGACCAGUCAAGUAAUUCAGUGAACUUUGGUACUUCAUUAAAAAAGAAUUCGUAUUUUUUGUUCUUUUCAAAAGAUAAGAAAACCUCCCUUACGUUAAUUGAAAACAGUUUUCCUGCUCCAUGAAUUUGCCUGGACAUUAUUCCAAGACAUUUUUUGUCAGGUCCAGCACAGUAAGCAAACAACGCCCCCCCCGACUUUGGCAGACCAUGCCCCUCGAUAAGCUUGCCCAUCAAUUUCGCCCAGCUCUUCAGAGAAGGAAAAAUUCCAUCAACUUUUGUUUGUGUGUUUUGUUUGUUUGCUUUGACCAAAGCUGAGGUGAGACAGCAUGGUGACGGAAACAACAGCCUUCUAAUGGACUCGGUACUUUUGUGCUGGAAAUUUUAAGGGAGAUUUGUUUCGACACCUUCGAGUGAGCACAGUGCAGAAAGGCGUGGUAGAUGUGUUUUUAAAAAAGGGGGUUGGCGAUGGAGUAGGGUGGUAAAUUUUAUUCUUGGGUUUCUUGCGUCGGUUAUAUCAUUUACCGUGCUUGGUAUUUUGUAAUAUAAAUUUUAAAAAAUCGAAAAAUAAAAAAAAAGAAAUGCCUGUGUACCAGUUUACGAGAAAGUGUUGGAAAGGACACUUUGCAGCUUCGUAUCAAUAAAAAUGCCUCGCUCCAAAUCAGAAUGGA